AUGCAUGCCAGCGAUCCAAAGUUCACAAACACAGGUCUGGGUACAUUUGCUACACCAGACGCACGAUUUUCUCAUCUGCAUGUGGAUUUAAUCGGACCCUUGCCUCCUUCAGAGGGCAAAAUGUACUGCCUCACCAUCAUCGACAGGUUCACCAGAUGGCCUGAAGUGAUACCCAUCGCUGAUAUGACAGCAGCAACAGCAUGCAGAGCCUUGUUCGAAAGGAUGGAUAUCCCGCUUUGGAUGCCCAUUCUACCAUCACCACAGAUCAGGGUCGCCAGUUUGAGUCACCUUCUGUUCACCCAUGAAAACCCAAGAUGGACUGAAUCAUUACCAACAGUUCUCCUUGGCAUUCGAGCUGCUGUUAAAACAGACAUACAAGCAUCAAGUGCUGAUCUUGUGUAUGGAACUUCACUAAGACUUCCAGCAGAUUUAUUUUCCCAAAGUGCCCAAAAUACAACUCCAUCUUAUGAGUAUGUGCAGAAACUCCAGGCACAAAUGCAGCAGUUAAAGCCAUUUCCCAACCAAAAUCACCAAACAAGAAUCUUUGUGCACCCAGAAUUGCAAAAGUGUACACAUGUUUUCCUUCGUGUGGACAAAAUAACACCACCGCUCACUCAACCAUAUACAGGUCCCCACAAAGUCAUAAGUCGAAGUGACAAAGUAUUAAAAAUAUCCAUAAAUGGCAGGCAAAGCAGUGUUUCCAUAGAUAGAGUGAAACCUGCAUUCAUAUAUAAUGAUGAAAUACAACAAAUUCCUCACGAGCAUGAACCUAAAGUCCCAGGAAAUACUACUGGAAACUCUGUCAACCAAUUCCAAAACCACAAAAUCUGGAUGAAUUGUGAAAUUUAG
Messenger RNA from Stegodyphus dumicola, 849 nucleotides. RefSeq lists its product as uncharacterized. The record is from RefSeq and is a predicted model, not a curated record. NCBI's taxonomy places the organism in Eukaryota, Metazoa, Arthropoda, Arachnida, Araneae, Eresidae.